Messenger RNA from Mobula hypostoma (lesser devil ray), 1149 nucleotides. RefSeq lists its product as uncharacterized. NCBI's taxonomy places the organism in Eukaryota, Metazoa, Chordata, Chondrichthyes, Myliobatiformes, Myliobatidae. The transcript has 7 exons. Bases 1 to 1149 code for a protein of 382 amino acids. The record is from RefSeq and is a predicted model, not a curated record.
AUGGUGGAGGCUGAGAUCCACCUAUCACCUGUGAGCUCUUACCCCACCCCGCUCCCUUUCCAGAUCCACCUGUCACCUGUGAGCUCUCACCCCACCCCGCCCCCUUUCCAGAUCCACCUGUCACCUGUGAGCUCUCACCCCACCCUGCCCCCUUUCCAGAUCCACCUGUCACCUGUGAGCUCUCACCCCACCCCGCCCCCUUUCCAGAUCCACCUGUCACCUGUGAGCUCUCACCCCACCCCGCCCCCUUUCCAGAUCCACCUGUCACCUGCGAGCUCUCACCCCACCCUGCCCCCUUUCCAGAUCCACCUGUCACCUGUGAGCUCUCACCCCACCCCGCCCCCUUUCCAGAUCCACCUGUCACCUGUGAGCUCUCACCCCACCCCGCCCCCUUUCCAGAUCCACCUGUCACCUGUGAGCUCUUACCCCACCCCGCCCCCUUUCCAGAUCCACCUGUCACCUGUGAGCUCUCACCCCACUCUGCCCCCUUUCCAGAUCCACCUGUCACCUGUGAGCUCUCACCCCACCCCGCCCCCUUUCCAGAUCCACCUGUCACCUAUCCACCUGUCACCUGUGAGCUCUCACCUCACUCCGCCCCCUUUCCAGAUCCACCUAUCACCUGUGAGCUCUUACCCCACCCCGCUCCCUUUCCAGAACCACCUGUCACCUAUCCACCUGUCAGCUGUGAAAUCUCACCCCACCCCGCCCCCUUUCCAGAUCCACCUAUCACCUGUGAGCUCUUACCCCACCCCGCCCCCUUUCCAGAUCCACCUAUCACCUGUGAGCUCUUACCCCACCCCGCCCCCUUUCCAGAUCCACCUGUCACCUAUCCACCUAUCACCUGUGAGCUCUUACCCCACCCUGCCCCCUUUCCAGAUCCACCUGUCACCUGUGAGCUCUCACCCCACCCCGCCCCCUUUCCAGAUCCACCUGUCACCUGUGAGCUCUCACCCCACCCCGCCCCCUUUCCAGAUCCACCUGUCACCUAUCCACCUGUCACCUGUGAGCUCUCACCCCACCCCGCCCCCUUUCCAGAUCCACCUAUCACCUUUACGGGACGUGGAUUGCUAUUGGCAACGCCAGCAUUUGUUGUACAUCGUCAACUGGCCCGGAAUUGACGAGACAGCCAGGAGUCAGCGACUGUGGUAG